Messenger RNA from Capsella rubella, 1417 nucleotides. RefSeq names its product pentatricopeptide repeat-containing protein At1g62670, mitochondrial. Bases 45 to 1214 code for a protein of 389 amino acids. The transcript has a single exon. The record is from RefSeq and is a predicted model, not a curated record. Gene Ontology annotation, molecular function: protein binding. NCBI's taxonomy places the organism in Eukaryota, Viridiplantae, Streptophyta, Magnoliopsida, Brassicales, Brassicaceae.
CUGUAACUUAAAAUACAGAAAAAGGAGCCCUAUCAGCUCAAGCAAUGAGGAGAUCUAUCACGAUUGCGUCGAAGAUGAGCAGAUUUGUUAAUGUUCAAGGUAAUUUUGUAACUGCUCCUCCUCCUUCAUUGAUUAUUUGUUGCUGGAGACGAGCUUUCUCUGGUGAAAGUGAUGAUUACAGAGAGAUAUUGAGAAAUGGGCUUCGUGAUAUCAAGUUAGACGAUGCUAUUGGUUUCUUCGAUGAAAUGGUUCAGUCUCGUCCUUUCCCUUCCAUUUUUGAGUUCAGUGAACUGUUGAGUACUGUUGCUAAGAUGAACAAGUUUGAUGUUGUCAUCUCCCUGGGGGAGAAGAUGCAAAAGCUGGGAAUUUCUCAUGAUCACUAUACUUACAGUAUUCUCGUAGACUGUUUCUGCCGCUCCUCUCAACUCUCUCCUGCUUUAGCUAUUCUUGGGAAGAUAAUCAAACUCGGGGAUGAGCCGAGUGUAGUACUCACACUUUCUUAUCUUCUCAAUGGUUUCAAUGCUUCCAUUGAUGCUUUUGUGAAAGAGGGGAAGCUUUUAGAGGCUGAAAAGUUGUACAAGGAGAUGAUCCAAAGGUAUAUAGAUCCUGAUACUGUCACUUACAAUUCACUGAUCAAUGGGUUUUGCAUGCACGAUCGCCUAGAUGAAGCCAAGGAUAUGCUUGCUUUGAUGGUUAGCAAGAGUUGUUUCCCAAAUGUAGUGACAUAUAAUACUCUCAUUAAGGGAUUUUGUAAUUCUAAGAGAAUAGAGGAUGGUAUGGAACUAUUAGGCGAGAUGUCUCAAAGAGGAUUGAUGGGCAACACCGUCACUUACAACACACUUAUCCAAGGGUUUGUUCAAGCUGGAAAAUGUGAUUAUGCCCAAGAAGUUUUUGAACUAAUGAGUUCUAGUGGUGUGCCUCCCAAUAUUUGGACCUACAACAUUUUGUUAGAUGGAUUUUGUGGGAAAGGUUUAAAGCAGGAAGCAGUUGCUUUGUUUAGAAAAAUGAAAGAAGAUGGGACUCUCCCAGAUGACUCUACAUAUAAUACGUUGAUCAGGGCGUGCCUUAGAGAUGGUGACAAAGCCGCAUCAGCAGAACUCAUUAAAGAAAUGAGGAGUUGCAGGUUUGCUGGAGAUGAUUCUACCUUUGGCUUGGUCACUAGUAUGUUACAUGAUGGGAGAUUGGACAAAAGCUUCCUCAAUAUGCUUUCUUAAACAGUUCAAUCAUUCUCAGAGAAUUAACUGUGUGCUAAAUCAACACUGCUCCUGCAUUUUUUUCUGCAUAUACUUUUUUUGUGGAUUUCUCUUGCAAUGCUGAAGCUUGUAGGUUCUCUUUGAAAUUCAUGUUAUGUUCUUCUUGUGUCUAAUCUUUGUGUCAUAUUCUGAGUUAAAAGUAUUUAACUAUCUAUUCUGAGUUA